Molecule: messenger RNA, 2140 nt
Organism: Cucurbita pepo subsp. pepo (vegetable marrow)
Lineage: Eukaryota; Viridiplantae; Streptophyta; Magnoliopsida; Cucurbitales; Cucurbitaceae
Source: RefSeq, a predicted model, not a curated record
CCAAAUUCCAAAACGUAAAAACCAAACGGACCAACAGUCUUUGCUCCAUUUUCCUUCCAAUUAUCGCCUCCAGAAUUCACGUUUUCGGUUUUUUUUUCUCGUCGAUUUGGUUGAAUCAAUGCGAUUUCUUGUUUGAAGUUCGGAAAUCGGCUGCAGAAUUGAAUCGGUUUUUGCGAUUAAGUUUCUGUUCAUCUGAAUGCUCGAGUUCUUGCUUAUGCUCGAAGCAUCAAAUGCGAGUUUGAAACUGAAGUGAACUUGAUAAGCAGGAUUUCGACUUGCUAUGGCGUCUGAAAUGAUUGUCGAAUCAGGCUCGUCGAUAAUAAAUUUUGGGAUGGAGUUAGUCGCGGAUCAUACUUCGGUGGUUUCUUUAAACUUAUUUGUAGCUCUUCUUUGUGGUUGCAUUGUCGUUGGUCAUUUGUUAGAGGAAAACCGAUGGAUCAACGAGUCCAUUACAGCCCUUGUCAUUGGGUUGUGUACCGGCAUCAUCAUAUUGCUAACAACUAGAGGGAAAAGUUCGCAUUUAUUUUUGUUCAAUGAAGAGCUUUUCUUUAUCUAUCUCCUUCCGCCUAUCAUUUUCAAUGCCGGUUUCCAGGUCAAGAAGAAGCAGUUUUUCCGCAACAUCAUGACCAUAGUGCUUUUUGGUGCUUUUGGCACUCUCAUAUCCUUCUGUAUUAUAUCAUUAGGCGCUUUGCACUUCUUCCAGAAAAUGAAUAUUGGUUCUCUUGAUCUUGGAGAUUAUCUUGCUAUUGGAGCUAUUUUUUCUGCAACAGACUCUGUUUGUACCUUACAGGUUCUUAAUCAGGAUGAGACCCCUCUCCUGUAUAGCCUGGUUUUUGGGGAGGGUGUUGUAAAUGAUGCCACUUCUGUUGUGCUAUUCAAUGCAAUCCAGAACUUUGAUCUGUCUCACAUGAAUUCAAGCAUCAUUCUGCAAUUCAUUGGGAACUUUUUGUAUCUGUUCAUUGCAAGUACCGUGCUGGGAAUUUUAGUUGGCCUCCUUAGUGCAUACAUAAUUAAGAAGCUCUACUUUGGCAGGCAUUCUACUGAUCGUGAAGUUGCUCUUAUGAUACUCAUGGCGUACUUUUCUUAUAUGCUAGCUGAACUCUUCUAUUUAAGUGCAAUUCUCACCGUAUUCUUUUGCGGUAUUGUUAUGUCUCACUAUACAUGGCAUAACGUAACUGAAAGUUCCAGAGUUACUACAAAGCAUGCUUUCGCCACUCUUUCUUUUGUUGCUGAGAUCUUUAUCUUUCUUUACGUUGGCAUGGAUGCUCUUGAUAUCGAGAAGUGGAGAUUUGUUAGCCACAGUCCGGGGAAAUCAAUUGGGGUGAGCUCAAUACUGUUGGGACUGGUUCUGGUUGGAAGAGCAGCCUUCGUUUUUCCAUUAUCCUCCUUGUCCAAUCUGACCAAGAAGUCCUCGCAUGAAAAACUCAACUUGGAACAACAAGUCACUAUUUGGUGGGCUGGUCUCAUGCGUGGUGCCGUUUCAAUGGCACUUGCAUAUAAUCAGUUCACCAGGUCAGGCCACACCCAUUUACCAGGCAAUGCAAUCAUGAUCACCAGUACCAUCACAGUUGUUCUUUCCAGCACAGUGUUUUUUGGAAUGAUGACAAAACCCCUGAUAGGGAUUCUGCUACCCCAACCAAAAUACACAAUGAGCAUGCUGUCUUCGGAACCCUCAUCCCCAAAAUCCUUCACAGUCCCACUCCUCACCAACGACGACCCAAACAGCCAUUCCCAAUCCCAAUCCCAUUCCCAUUCCCCUCUGGGGCUGUUCCUGCGAAUCCCGGCCCAUACGGUUCACCAUUAUUGGCGGAGAUUCGACGACGCCUUCAUGCGUCCUGUUUUUGGAGGGAGGGGCUUUGUGCCCUUCGUCCCUGGCUCCCCGACCGAAGACCCCAACCAACAAUGGCAAACUGAAGGACCACUUGAAGCCGCCGUUGAUGACAACAAAACCAUUCUUAUACAGACUCGAUGGUAAAAUAGAAGAAGAAACAAAGGUAACAACUUAAUUACUAUUACAACAUUGAUCAUUCUUUCUUUUUUUUUCCUUUUUACUUUUUCAUUUCUUUCCACACUUCUGUGUUUUGGCUUGGGGUUUGAGGGAUUUUGCUUUUUGUGGUUGAAUUCAGGUUGGUUUGAAAGA